Molecule: messenger RNA, 1174 nt
Organism: Cotesia glomerata
Lineage: Eukaryota; Metazoa; Arthropoda; Insecta; Hymenoptera; Braconidae
Gene: Bmcp
Product: mitochondrial uncoupling protein Bmcp
Exons: 6
Coding region: 127-1023 (298 amino acids)
Biological process (GO): transmembrane transport
Source: RefSeq, a predicted model, not a curated record
AUGUUUACAAAAAUAUGUAACCGAUGAUUAUGAUUAACCUAUAAGUCCAUAUUAUUUAUAAGCGUGCGUGAGAAAUAAAUUUAAAAUUAAUUUUAUAUAUAUAAAUAAUUAAACAUACUAAUUGUAAUGGGUGAAAAUAAACCAGUUGGAAUAAAACCUUUUAUUUACGGAGGUUUAGCUUCAAUUAUUGCAGAAUUAGGUACAUUUCCAUUAGAUACAACUAAAACGCGAUUACAAGUUCAAGGUCAAAAAUUAGAUAAAACACAUGCUAAUUUAAAGUAUUCUGGUAUGGUUGAUGCAUUAUUGCAAAUGAUCAAAUAUGAAGGAUUUAAAUCUCUAUAUUGUGGGAUCAGUUCUGCUAUUUUGAGGCAAUCAACGUAUGGAACAAUAAAAUUCGGAACGUAUUAUUCACUUAAGCAAAUAGCAGUAGAAAAAUGGGGAACUGAACAAUUAGUAUUGAUAAAUGUUAUUUGUGCAGCAAUAGCGGGAUCUAUAUCCAGUGCUAUUGCUAAUCCAACAGAUGUGGUGAAAGUUCGUAUGCAAGUCAAUGGUAAUCAAGGAAAUCUAUCUUUAUAUGGUUGCUUCCAUCAAGUAUAUAGACAUGAAGGUGUUCGCGGUUUAUGGAGGGGGGUUGGACCUACUUCUCAAAGAGCAGCAAUUAUUGCGGCAGUGGAGCUGCCCAUUUAUGAUUUAACGAAAUUUUUUUUGAUACCUCAUAUUGGAGACAGUGUCAGUAAUCAUUUUCUUUCAAGCUUUACAGCUAGUACAGCAAGUGCGAUUGCUUCGACACCUAUUGAUGUUAUACGAACACGAUUAAUGAAUCAAAAACGUUUGCAUAAAACCAAUGGGACGUUUUCACCCCAUAUAUAUAAAGGCAGUAUAGAUUGUUUUAUAAAGACAAGUAAAAAUGAAGGUUUUUUAGCAUUGUACAAAGGUUUUGUGCCAACAUUUCUGCGUAUGGGCCCAUGGAAUAUUAUAUUCUUUAUAACUUAUGAACAGUUAAAAAAAUUACCUCUCUUUUAAAUAAACACGAGUACCUGUAAAAAUAGAAAAAUUACACUAAUUAUAUUUAUUAAGUUUUAAAUUAAUAAACUAAAUGAUGCUAAAAGAUAAAACGUGUAUAUUUUUUUUGCUAACAUUAAUCAAAUAAAUAAAAAAAUGUACUUAUAACAAA